Molecule: messenger RNA, 1666 nt
Organism: Camarhynchus parvulus
Lineage: Eukaryota; Metazoa; Chordata; Aves; Passeriformes; Thraupidae
Gene: CCDC125
Product: coiled-coil domain containing 125
Exons: 12
Coding region: 148-1641 (497 amino acids)
Biological process (GO): negative regulation of cell motility; negative regulation of Rho protein signal transduction
Cellular component (GO): cytoplasm
Source: RefSeq, a predicted model, not a curated record
GGGCGGGACCGCUGCGGGAGCCGCCGGCGGGCGCGCAGAUGAAAUCUGGCCUUGCGGGAGGCGCUGUUCACCGGUAGGUGACGGGCCCUCGGUCAGGAAAAAAUCCCCAAACCAACGGAAAACCCGAAAAAAAGCCAGGAGGAGAAGAUGGAGGAAGCAGAAGAGGAUGACAUGACGUGUGGAGACCUGGGAAACGGUCUGGGGAGAAGACCGGGAGGUGUUUAUGAAGGGGAAAACUUACAAAAUUCCUAUUCAGUUAGAUCUAGGAAGGGAUCUGGAAAGACUUGUAAUUCCCCCUUGUCAGCAAAGGUAGCAGAAGAAAGUGAUGCUGCACCUCUUCCUGCUCCAAAACGAAACAGCUUUUACGAUGGAUCACUCAAAAAACCUGCCUCUAGUUCCGCACGGCAGAAUAGCUGUGAAUCUAAUACUGAAGUGUCAAAUGAGGAACUGAAGCAACAACUUCGGGAAGCUCUGGAGGAACUGGAAAUGCUGAAAGUUGAGCUUGAAGCAUCUCAAAGACAGCUUGAAGGAAAAGAUGAAGCCCUAAGAAUCCUGCAGAGCAUGGCAGUAUUUGAUAAAGCCACGUGCCAUACUAAAGCAAUGCUUCAGAAAACUGAGGAAGAAAAGAGGACUCUAGAGAAGGAAAUAAAUAUUUUGCAGUGGGAAAUUGAAUUUGAUCAAGACAGAUUUAAAAACAUAGAAGACACCUGGACGGAAAAAUAUGACAGGAUAUACUGUGAAAAUGCAGCUCUUAAGGAAGCAUUGAAACUGAGGACAGAAGAAGUUAAAACACUUAAGGCUGAAAAUGCAAUCCUGAACCAGCAGUGCUUGGAAUUCCUUGCAAUGCUAGAUGUGAAACAACAGAAAGUUUUUCAGGAGAACAUGUUGAACAAAAGUGACAUCACUGAUUUUACAGGUCUUGAACUGGCAGUGCUGGGAGCCUGCACCUGCAGUCCUGCCGAGGGGCAGCCCUGCCCCUGUGCCAGAGUGGCAGCUCUCACUCGGAAGCAGCUCCUUCAUCUCAAGCAAGAGAUGGAAAACCUGAAGAAGAGUAAGGAUGAAGCGUACAUCAUGGCAGAUGCCUUCAGGAUUGCGUUUGAGCAGCAGCUGAUGCAGAGGCAGGAGCAGGCCCUGAGGCUGGCAGAAGUGAUCAAUGUGAAGAAGGAGAGCAGAUUUGCGAGCUGGAGACGCCUGCGGGGCGCUGAGCACAUCAAGUUGGAGGGCAGCAAGACUAACCUGGGGAGGAAGCUGUCCAGCCUGCUCUCGUCAGAGGGGGACUGCAGGAGGGUGGAGGAGCUGGACAGUGCCCAUGAGAUCCUCAGGAUGCUGAUUGAUCUGGUGAACGACAAGGAGGAGGCCCUGGCGCAUCAGCGCAAGGUCAGCUACAUGCUGGCCCGAGCGGCGGAGGCCGGCCUGGGGCAGGCGGGGGGGCACACGGCGGGACAAUGUCAGAGCCCAGGAAGGUGUCGGAGCCCAGGGAGGCUCGGAAGGCUCGGAGCCCAGCGUCCCCCGGCCACCCCUCAAGGCGACGGCCAUCACUGCCUGGCCUGCCCACCCCUCACAGGAGCGGCCGCCGCGCUGCCGAGGCCGCGCUCCUGGCCCUCGGGCAUGGCUGAGGGGCUGCGUGCGCUCUCGCCAUAGUGUGGCUUUGUGAAAAAGAAGAUUG